Cylicostephanus goldi is the source of this 278-nucleotide messenger RNA. NCBI's taxonomy places the organism in Eukaryota, Metazoa, Nematoda, Chromadorea, Rhabditida, Strongylidae. The record is from the annotation of a GenBank genome assembly.
GUGCUCGUUUCGUUGAUACCAGGAGCUCCUGAGCUUCCAACUCCUGUUCGAUCAAUAGUGCGACUGAGCGGGAUGGCCACUGUGAACACAUUGAAAAGAUACUUAGCUCAAAGCAUGUGGUCGAAUAUGUCGCGGUAUAGCGAAUUGGAUCUAUUCUGCAAUGAUGAACUAAUGGGACGAGAUUUUUCAAUGCGAUUUAUACAUCUAACUCGAUGUCGAAAUAAACUAAAAGAUGAACCUUUGAGGCUUGUAUAUAAAUAUCAUAUUGACUUCUAAUG